Molecule: messenger RNA, 1061 nt
Organism: Hippocampus comes (tiger tail seahorse)
Lineage: Eukaryota; Metazoa; Chordata; Actinopteri; Syngnathiformes; Syngnathidae
Gene: arl6
Product: ARF like GTPase 6
Exons: 10
Coding region: 300-857 (185 amino acids)
Molecular function (GO): GTP binding; GTPase activity
Source: RefSeq, a predicted model, not a curated record
GUUGUUUGUUGAUUUGGAAAGUGUAAAAUUCCGACUUCCUCGAAUGCAGCAUAAAUCAGGAGCGUAUCCUGGGCACUAUGGAAAUGCGCACGAGAAAUGAAUGAAAACAAUGGACACGACUCACCGGUGAUGGAAUAAACGAGCCCAGACCGCAUUUCUGUGCACAUCAAGAACACCGAGUUGAAUCAAAGGCACGUUUGGACCUAUCUUGACAUCAUACUGCUUCUCUUGAUUGUCACAGAAGGUGGAGCCUAUCACAGCAGACUCCAAGGGGGCGCGAGUGCGGAUGGUUGCUGCCAAUGGGGCUGUUUGACAAGUUGGCAGGAUGGCUGGGCUUCAAGAAAGAGGUGAACGUGCUCUGCCUGGGCCUCGACAACAGCGGGAAAACGACCAUCAUCAACAAACUCAAGCCGUCGCAUGCUCAAGCACAAGACAUCGUCCCGACCAUUGGUUUCAGCAUCGAGAAGUUCAAGACGUCCAGCCUUUCCUUCACGGUGUUUGACAUGUCAGGCCAAGGCAGAUACAGAAACCUGUGGGAGCACUACUACAAGGAGGGCCAAGCUGUCAUCUUUGUCAUCGACAGCGCGGAUAAGCUCAGGAUGGUUGUGGCCAAAGAGGAAUUGGACACCUUGUUAAAUCAUCCUGAUAUUAAACACAAGCGAAUUCCCAUCCUGUUCUUGGCUAACAAGAUGGACGUCCGAGACGCGCUGUCAUCAGUGAAAGUUUCCCAGCUGCUGUGCUUGGACAAUAUCAAGGACAAACCUUGGCACAUCUGUGCAACUGACGCGCUGAAAGGAGAUGGUUUACAGGAGGGUGUGGAAUGGUUACAAGAUCAAAUCAAAUCGAUGAGAACAUGAGACCACCAGGCGGUAGGAGUUAUUUUCAGGAAUGUACAAUCCCAGCCUGGUAGUCAUCAAGGCACCCAAAGCGUCAUCUUUCUCCCGUUGACCACCUCUCUUCAAUUUUGCACCUGUUUUCUAUCCACUUAAGAAAUGUCCACAACUUGCCAUCAUUCACUUAUGAAUGUCUUUUAAGCUCUACGUAGUUGACAGUGAGCAGUU